UGGAAGGGGUAUAGUGUGACAUAUUUUUAGCAUAAAUACUGUGUCUUCAAUCUCUGAAUGCAUCAGUUCAUCUGUGUACACAGUCAUCGAAUAAUUUUAUUAAACGUUCAAAAAUCUAUAAAAUGGCCGCUAAGUUGAUCAUCUUCGCCGUUUGCGUGGCUUCCGCCCUCGCCCAAUACGCUGCCCCAGCUUACAGACCAGUAUACCCGGCACCCGCUUACGUGGCACCAAAGGCUUACGCCCCAGAGCCCGCAUACGCCCCAGCCCCAUACAAAUUCGAAUACAGCGUAAAUGACCCAAUCACCUACGAUGUCAAGAGCCAAUCUGAAUACGCCGACGGCAACGGCAACAUUAAGGGAUCGUACAGCCUUUUGGAAGCCGACGGUUCCACCCGCGUCGUCGAGUACACCGCCGACGACAACAGCGGUUUCAACGCCGUCGUCAAGAAAAUCGAAGGAGGAUACAAGACUCCGUACAUAGCCACUACUCCAGCCUACAAAGCCUACCCAGUACCAGCUUACAAGCCAGUCCCAUACAAGGCAUACUAAUAUUUUUUUUUUCCAUUAUUGAGUUACCAUACUAAAUUUUCAUGCAGACAGUUAUAACAUUCCAUAUCGCAUGUUCAUCAACCAAAUAUGUCAUCAUUGUUUUUAUUCUAUAAAUAAAUAUUAAAUAAAAAUAACA
Rhopalosiphum maidis (corn leaf aphid) is the source of this 684-nucleotide messenger RNA. Its product is annotated as cuticle protein 21-like. The record is from RefSeq and is a predicted model, not a curated record. Gene Ontology annotation, cellular component: extracellular matrix. The coding region runs from base 123 to 548 and encodes 141 amino acids. NCBI's taxonomy places the organism in Eukaryota, Metazoa, Arthropoda, Insecta, Hemiptera, Aphididae. The transcript is spliced from 2 exons.